CCCGUCCCGUCCCGUCCCGUCCCGCCCCCAGCGCCCCUCCACCGCCGGACGCGCCUCUCGGCCGGCAGCAAUCGCCUCGCUGGCCCUCCGCCCGCCCAGUCCCCCUCGUACCAUGUCUUCCGAGGUGGCGCGGCACCUGGUCAUACAUUCUGAGUUGAAAGCGAUAUUAGAAGAUCAGAGCCGGAACUGGCGCCACAGUUUGCCCGGGUCAGCAGCUGAAUCCCUCCCGGGAAGCCCAUCCUGUCUUGUUAGACACCUUGAGACCUUCAGAAGUUUCUCUUUGUUGUGUCAGCUCUUUCACUCUCACAUGGCAACAAAAACAGCUCAUAUGUCCCCACAAGUAUUUGACAAUGAAGAGAAACAAAAAAAAGAAAAUACUCGUUCUUUAGCCAUGUCUGGCCAUGUUGGUUUUGAGAGUCUGCCUGAUCAGCUGGUCAACAGAUCAAUUCAGCAAGGCUUCUGCUUUAAUAUUCUCUGUGUGGGGGAGACUGGAAUUGGAAAAUCAACGCUGAUUGACACAUUAUUUAAUACGAAGUUUGAAGACCAUGAAUCCUCACAUUUUUACCCACAUGUUAGACUUAAAGCACAGACAUAUGAACUCCAGGAAAGUAACGUUCGAUUGAAAUUGACCAUCGUGAAUACAGUGGGAUUUGGUGACCAAAUAAACAAAGAAGAGAGCUACCAACCCAUUGUUGACUACAUCGACGCUCAGUUUGAGGCCUACCUCCAAGAAGAGCUGAAAAUCAAACGCUCCCUCUUUAACUACCAUGACUCUCGCAUCCACGUGUGCCUCUACUUCAUCUCCCCGACAGGCCACUCUCUGAAGACACUGGAUCUCUUGACCAUGAAGAGCCUGGACAGCAGGGUGAACAUUAUACCAGUGAUUGCCAAAGCAGAUACAAUUUCUAAAACUGAAUUACAGAAGUUUAAGAUCAAGCUCAUGAGUGAAUUGGUCAGCAAUGGUGUUCAGAUAUACCAGUUCCCAACAGAUGAUGAAACUAUUGCUAAAAUCAAUUCUUCAAUGAAUGGACACCUGCCGUUUGCUGUGGUAGGAAGUAUGGAUGAGGUGAAGGUUGGAAAUAAGAUGGUCAGAGCUCGCCAGUACCCUUGGGGCAUCGUACAAGUGGAAAAUGAAAGCCACUGCGACUCUGUCAAGCUCCGGGAGAUGCUCAUCUGUACUAACAUGGAGGAUCUGCGAGACGAGACGCACACGAGGCAUUAUGAGCUGUACCGGCGCCGCAAGCUGGAGGAGAUGGGCCUCACCGACACAGGCCCCGAGAACAAGCCGCUCAGUCUUCAGGAGACCUACGAAGCCAAAAGACACGAAUUUUAUGGUGAACGUCAGAGGAAGGAGGAAGAAAUGAAGCAGUUGUUUGUGCAGCGUGUGAAGGAGAAAGAAGCCGUAUUGAAAGAAGCUGAGAGAGAGCUCCAGGCCAAGUUUGAGCACCUUAAGAGAGUACACCAAGAGGAGAAGCUGAGGCUUGAGGAGAAGAGAAGACUUCUGGAAGAAGAAAUAAUCGCCUUCUCUAAGAAGAAAGCUACCUCCGAGAUAUACCAAAACCAGCCCUUUAUGACCCCAGGUGGUAACGUGAGGAAGGACAAGGACCGCAAGAACUCCGGUUUUAUGUAAAACAAAGGUUCCAGAUCACAGAAGAUCAUCACAAGCAAAGUUAUUAAACUGUUAGAAGUAUGCUUUGGUUUUCUUGCUGUUUUUAUUUGCUGUAUCACUUAUACUAUAUCUGGCAAAAGGCCACAGU
Molecule: messenger RNA, 1757 nt
Organism: Mesoplodon densirostris (Blainville's beaked whale)
Lineage: Eukaryota; Metazoa; Chordata; Mammalia; Artiodactyla; Ziphiidae
Gene: SEPTIN10
Product: septin 10
Exons: 12
Coding region: 113-1630 (505 amino acids)
Biological process (GO): cytoskeleton-dependent cytokinesis
Cellular component (GO): cell division site; microtubule cytoskeleton; septin complex
Molecular function (GO): GTP binding; GTPase activity; molecular adaptor activity
Source: RefSeq, a predicted model, not a curated record